Molecule: messenger RNA, 498 nt
Organism: Naegleria fowleri
Lineage: Eukaryota; Heterolobosea; Eutetramitea; Acrasida; Naegleriidae
Exons: 1
Coding region: 1-498 (165 amino acids)
Source: RefSeq, a predicted model, not a curated record
AUGACUCAACAACAAACCAUCAAAGAACUCAUAAACCACUUAGAACAACAACAACAACAAAUCAAAGAACUGCAAGAUGCUGUUAAGACGCUCACACAAACAGUACAGCAAUUAAUUGAAGUUACAAAACCAACUCAACCAAAACCUGAACAAUCAACAAUUAAAAUUUCUCAAGCUCAAAAUGAAGCGCAAAAAAUUCACCCUCAACCAAAACCUGAACCAACCCAACAACCAAAACAGGAAACUAAACAUUUAGAAACUCCUCAACUCGAAAUUGAACAAACUGGUCAACCCAAAAACCAAACUAAUUCAAUCUCAAUCUACUCGGACAGCAAUAUCUCAUCCUCAUUUGUUAAAUUUAUUCUAAAAAGAUUUGAAUCAGUUAUUGAACACUGGUACAUCCCAGACAGCAAGACCAACACUCUCAAUUUAGUCAUUCAAAAUGCCGAAACUCAACAACAAAUACUAAAGAAACUUCAUUCACCAGCCGUGUCAUGA